Strongylocentrotus purpuratus (purple sea urchin) is the source of this 963-nucleotide messenger RNA. RefSeq names its product G-protein coupled receptor GRL101-like. NCBI's taxonomy places the organism in Eukaryota, Metazoa, Echinodermata, Echinoidea, Camarodonta, Strongylocentrotidae. The transcript has a single exon. Gene Ontology annotation, molecular function: G protein-coupled receptor activity. Bases 1 to 963 code for a protein of 320 amino acids. The record is from RefSeq and is a predicted model, not a curated record. Gene Ontology annotation, biological process: G protein-coupled receptor signaling pathway. Gene Ontology annotation, cellular component: membrane.
AUGGCCAAUAACAUCCUUCGAAUCUUUAUCUGGAUUCUCGGGACCAGUGCUUUCAUUGGCAACGUCCUUGUUGUUGGCUAUAGACUCAUCAAUUCUGGAUGGGGCCGGCAUACAACCGUCCAAUCAAGUCUGAUCACCAACCUAGCCGUCUCUGAUUUCUUGAUGGGUUUGUACAUGAUUUCAAUAGCUUCCGCUGAUGUCUAUUAUCAAGGGAACUAUGCUGCUCAUGCUGAUGACUGGCAGGAUAGUAUCCUGUGCAAGGUUGCGGGUAUCACUUCCGUUGUCUCGAGCGAGGCUUCUGUGUUUCUGAUCACGGUCAUAAGCAUUGAUAGGUGUGUCCAUGUGGUGUCGCCAUUUAAACUGCAACUACACCUCUCUGUUCGUGGUGCCCGAGUAGUUGAGCUCAUCAUCUGGGCCCUCGCCGCCUUCCUUGGCAUUCUACCAACUCUUAUCCCGGAUUUCGUCGAAGGGAAGUUCUACGGUCAAUCAGGAGUCUGUCUGGCUCUACCCCUAACAGUCGAUCGUCCUGCAGGAUGGCACUACUCUAUCUCCUUGUUCAUAGGUGUCAACUUCGUGGCGUUCCUGGUGACCCUCCUGUGUUACAUAUCCAUCUACUGCAUGUUUCAGAUGUCGAAGCAGCGGAUCGUCGGGAAAAGGAACAAGUCUAAGGAGGAUAUGCGAUUGGCUGAAAACAUCAAGCUGGCAUCUAGGAUGGCGCUUGUUGUUGGUACAGACCUUGUUUGUUGGUUACCAAUCAUCGUCAUGGGCUUGAUGUCAGCGAGUGGAACUCUGACAAUUUCUGCACAGGCGAGUUUCCGUUACCACACUUGUAAUAAUGUGGUCGUAGACAAAUUCAGGGCAGAGCAAAUUGCCCUCAUGAUUAUUUGGGGGCAUGUGUUGUUCGGUUUGUUAGAUUGCUGGUCAAACCACGGGCUAUCAUCCGUCACUCGUAGGGAAGAUUAG